GGAGGAACAGAGGUUCGAGUUUCCACCCAUGAAGUGCGUUACUAAGAGGCAAUCCGGUAUGACAAAGCUAAAAAAUAUAAGUCCGUUACAGGUCAUAAUUACAGCCCAUAGGGGACUGGGAAAGGGCAUACCACUCAAGACUAUUUAGAUCUAAAUAUUUAUCACACAUAGCCUGAUCAACAACCUCCUUCAAUAUCUACCCUUUUCUGUAAAACCCUUCAAUUACUUUUUUGGUAUAAAAAUUCUCCUCCCUAAUACUAUAGUCAAACAAUAAAUCAGCAUCCAACCAUCCCAGGCUAUAAUUUACAUGACUAAUUUACAAGUGCCUAAAAUAGUGAAUGAUAAAAUGCAUCAUUAAUUUGAGAAUUCAUAUCAUAUAGUUCAUACUUUCUUAGCAUUAUGCCCCGUACCCUUUAUCAAGUUGGGGGCGCCGCUCACCUUUCUACACCAUUUGAACCAAGAAACUAUAGCUUACGAAUUAAUAGAGAAAAACCGGUUUCUAUCACGGCAACGAAGGACCUUUUCAACUUUACUAUUUUUAAGUGUGCAAAGCUGUAAUUCAUACAAUUAUAGCUCUUAUUCAGGAAAUUAAAGAUUGAAAUAGCCAAUGUCUAAUAAUAGACGAGGAAAUGCAAGCUAUAAAGGGAUCAGAAACUUGAAUCUUUGAAACAUCCCAUCCCAAUCCCAGAAAUUAGGAAGACAGAAAGAGCUUCCUGAUAUUGGGAUUGAAAUGGAAGGGUUUCAAUCUCUUUCAAUAGCAUUUUUGGUGUGUGUGAUUGUGUCUAAUCACAUGGUAGUUGAUGCCAUGACGUCAAAAAACAUGGCCCUAUUCUGGGGAAAUAGUCAGUCCAAAAUAGAAGGGGAUGACCUUCAGCUUGUUCUGGACCAAAGCUCAGGCUCGGGAGCAAAGUCAAAGAGAUAUUUCCUUUUUGGAAGCUUUGAAGCUCAGAUCAAGUUCGUUCCAGGAGAUUCUGCAGGAUUAGUAACGGCAUUUUAUCUAUCUUCUGAAGGUAGCCAUCAUGAUGAGGUAGACUUUGAGUUCUUGGGGAAUGCCACUGGAGAGCCUUAUACCAUUCAUACAAACAUAUUCGUUCAGGGUGUGGGAGACAGAGAACAGCAGUUUCGACCGUGGUUCGACCCCACUGCUGAUUUCCACAACUACACAAUUCACUGGAAUCCUAAUGCUGUUGUGUAAGUGAAAAUUUGAUCAACUUAAAAGCAUAUGGUGAAAAUUGAUCCCAAUAAGAACAUGAUGUGAUCUGGAUGAUUUCAGGUGGUAUAUUGAUAGUAUUCCAAUUAGAGUUUUCCGGAACUACGAGAACGCCCCGAAGCUAAAAACAGCUUUCCCUAACAAGCA
Molecule: messenger RNA, 1357 nt
Organism: Cucurbita pepo subsp. pepo (vegetable marrow)
Lineage: Eukaryota; Viridiplantae; Streptophyta; Magnoliopsida; Cucurbitales; Cucurbitaceae
Source: RefSeq, a predicted model, not a curated record